Molecule: messenger RNA, 869 nt
Organism: Solanum lycopersicum (tomato)
Lineage: Eukaryota; Viridiplantae; Streptophyta; Magnoliopsida; Solanales; Solanaceae
Product: aquaporin TIP1-1
Biological process (GO): water transport; transmembrane transport
Cellular component (GO): plant-type vacuole membrane
Molecular function (GO): water channel activity
Source: RefSeq, a predicted model, not a curated record
CAUUAUAACAUCCUAUAACACAAAAUAAAAAAUUAAACUAAAUAUUCUUGAUUUUCCGACGAUAUGCCGAUCAGCCGGAUAGCAAUCGGAAGGAGGGAGGAAGCCACUCACCCCGACGCCUUAAAGGCGGCGUUGGCUGAGUUUAUCUCAACCUUAAUUUUUGUAUUUGCAGGCUCAGGUUCAGGUGUUGCAUUUAGUAAGUUAACCGGUGGGGGUGCAAACACCCCCACCGGGCUCAUUGCUGCUGCGAUAGCCCAUGCUUUUGGGCUAUUCGUAGCGGUUUCGGUUGGGGCUAACAUUUCAGGAGGACAUGUUAACCCUGCUGUUACAUUUGGUGCUUUUGUUGGUGGUAAUAUAACACUUUUACGUGGAAUUUUGUAUUGGAUUGCUCAAUUGCUUGGCUCUGUUGUUGCUUGCUUGCUUCUCAAGUUCACCACGGGUGGCAUGGAGAUAGGUGCAUUUUCUUUGUCUAAUGGAGUUGGUGUAGGCAAUGCAUUGGUACUAGAAAUUGUAAUGACAUUUGGGUUGGUGUACACGGUGUACGCUACCGCAGUGGAUCCAAAGAAGGGUAGUUUGGGAACAAUUGCACCAAUUGCAAUUGGUUUCAUUGUUGGAGCCAAUAUUUUAGUUGGUGGGGCUUUUGAUGGGGCCUCAAUGAACCCAGCUGUUUCAUUUGGGCCAGCACUUGUCAGUUGGGCCUGGAGCAAUCAUUGGGUUUAUUGGGUUGGGCCUCUUAUUGGUGGUGGGCUUGCUGGGCUUAUCUAUGAGUUCUUUUUCAUUAAUCAGACCCAUGAACCAUUGCCCCAAUAAGAUGAAAAAAAAAAUGUAAAAUGAUGAAUUUUACAAUCAUAUUGUGUGUGUUUUCACAA